Messenger RNA from Alternaria burnsii, 1824 nucleotides. RefSeq names its product flavoprotein monooxygenase. The transcript has 2 exons. The record is from RefSeq and is a predicted model, not a curated record. The coding region runs from base 1 to 1824 and encodes 607 amino acids. Gene Ontology annotation, molecular function: FAD binding. NCBI's taxonomy places the organism in Eukaryota, Fungi, Ascomycota, Dothideomycetes, Pleosporales, Pleosporaceae.
AUGUCUCUUUCCAAAACACCUCAGCUUAAAGUCCUCAUCAACGGCGCUGGCAUCGCCGGAUCCAAUCUUGCGUAUUGGUUAGCUAGGACCCGCCUCAAUGCCUCCAUCACGGUUUUGGAACGAUCACCAUCUCCUCGAACCACGGGACAGUCUAUUGAGAUCCGCGGUGCAGCUAUCUCCAUCGUCGAGAAGAUGGGCUUGUUACCAAGUGUGCUCGCACGUAACACCACAGAGGACGGCACUCGCCUUGUCAACGCUUCCAACAAGAUUAUCGCCGAGUUCGGAAAAGGCGACAACCGCUUCACAUCCGAGUAUGAGAUUCUGCGAGCCGACCUAUGUGGUUUAUUCGUGGAUGCGUCCAAGAGCAUGGAGAACGUCAAUUAUGUGUACGGAGACUACGUCACAGCCGUGGAACAAACGGAUAAGAAAGUCGAUGUUACCUUCAAUAGUGGAGCAAAAGAUAGCUUCGACUUCAUCGUUGGUGCAGAUGGCUCAACAUCACGGAUACGGUCUCUUAUCUUGGACGAAGAAACGCGGAAGGAUAGCUACAACUUCAUUGGCCAGUACAUUGCGUACUUCAGCAUUCCUCGUGAAGAAUCAGACACGAAGCACUGGUACUGGUACAACGCACCGAGAGGCUUAGGCCUCAUGACACGACCGCACCGCAAUGGGAAGACCACUGGAUGCUACAUGUGCGUUACGACACCAGCACAUGGACAACGUGAUCCGCUUGCCGAAGCAGCGAUGGAUGGAGGGCCCGAAAAGCAGAAGGAAUUUCUACACGCAACCUUCCACGAUGCAGGAUGGCAGGCCAAGAGAAUCCUGGCUGGUAUGGACGGGUGCGACGAUUUUUACAUGAGCCGCGCAGCGUAUGUCAAGCUCCCCACAUGGACGAACAACCGUGCGGUACUCCUCGGUGAUGCAGCCCACGCAACAUUCGGAGUGGGAGUCACUCUGGCUGUCGAAGGUGCAUACCACUUAGCAGGCGAGCUCAGCAAGAUAGAGAAUAGCGAUGGCAUCCCAGCAGCGCUCAAGCUGUGGGAAGAGAAUUUCCGUAAGAUCCAAGGAAAGCAUGAAAGUCUGCCGCCUGGAUUUCCACAGCUUGCUUUCCCGCAGACCGCCUGGGGGAUCAAAGUGCGCGACACGCUUGCCUGGACUAUCGGGAAGACCAAGGCUUACAAGUUGCUCCCGGAAGAUAAGCCUGAUGACUCGAAACUGCAAAACUACGAGUGGAUUACUACGAAUCGCUGGCGCGCAACGAUUGUCUAUGGGUGUACCAUAUACUCCGGAGUUGACGUCAAACCCCCUGGCAGCUUCUAUCUCGUACUAUAUUGCGGCGGGAAAUGGGAUCGCGUGCUGACGGUUGACGCUGACGAAUGGGACAUAUGGAAUAAGGUCUACGUCCCCGAGCUUUACACGUUUCCCGAGGACGUGGAGGAUGGAACAAAGGAUACAUGCAAGCCCCUUGACCUGUGGUACCCGAAGCCAGUCAGCAGUACGUGUUCAACUCCUUUUCUUCCCUUUGGGUUUGCUAUCAAUGCUGACGCAUCGGACACCGCAGAGAAGAACAAAGCACGCUUCAUCGAUUCCGUCCUUCCAGGCGCGACGGUCGAGAACACGGUGGUUUUCGCCAAGGUGAAAGGCCGGCUAGAAAGGACCCAAGGAUUGAUCCCGCCGGCCCUUAUCGACACUGGCAAGGUGUAUCUCGCGCAGUGUGCCGAGCGGGACACCGAGGCAAACAAACACAUUGGCAAAAUCGUUACGGCGGAUUGGGGUUUCGUAACUUCCCUCCCACGUUACGGAAAGUGGACAUAUAAACCGUAG